Stegodyphus dumicola is the source of this 4116-nucleotide messenger RNA. RefSeq lists its product as uncharacterized. The record is from RefSeq and is a predicted model, not a curated record. Lineage: Eukaryota; Metazoa; Arthropoda; Arachnida; Araneae; Eresidae. Gene Ontology annotation, molecular function: protein binding; nucleic acid binding. Gene Ontology annotation, biological process: DNA integration.
UUGACAGUCCAUUAUUUGCUUUUAAUUCUUUACCUGGCAUGGAAUGGCGUAUACGAUUAUAUCCAAACGGUAAGCUCAGUAACGAUUAUAUAGUUGUUUGUCUAGUAAGAGUUGAUAGUAUUUGCGAAGAAUGUAAAGUCAAAUUUAGUAUUCAGAUACAAGAUUGUAGAAAGCAGUUGCUUGAACUUAAUGAUAUAACCAAAGUGUUUAAAACUAAAACAGAAUAGGAAUCCCAGAAGUUUCUUAUAAGAGAUUCCUUUCUCCGGUAUCAGCCAAAUGACAUUCUCACCAUAAAAUGCAUUUUGCAACCAACAUGUCAUCUUAGUAAAGAAGACUUACUGCCUCCUCUUUCGUACAAAACCCAAAUUUUUGCAGACGUUAUGUUACAAGCCAAAGGUGUGUCCUUUAAAGUGCAUAAAGCAAUUUUGUGGGCAAGGUGGACUAAACUGGCAGAAAAACUCGAAGAAGAAGACACUUACAAACAAAUUCUGGAUACCCAACCGGAUGUGUUGUCCUCUAUCAUUCAAUAUAUUUACACAGGGAGUAUGGAUUUUAGUAUGUCUGAAUCUUUAGAAUUAUACCACGUUAUGGAGAAAUACGAAAUUCCUAGUCGACGUUUUUUACCUUUUACUGCCCAGAAGGCGAACACCCGUAUCAAUGUAGAGGAAAUAUCAUUUCGCUGGCCAAUAGAAACAUUUGACGCCAUCCCUAGCUAUACAAAUUUAUACAGCCAUGUGUUUACUGUCAGAAGUAUAAGCUCAUGUAAAUGGAAUAUGAUACUUCAUAUUUCUCCAAAACGCAGGAUCGAAAUUUCCCUUUGUAAAAUUGAUAACAAUGACAGCCAGCCAAUUUUUGUUGCAAGCAAAAUAACGUUUUUAAGAGAUUUUCUUUCUGAAAGUGAUUCUGGGAUUACACUUAUUCCAAACGUACACUUAUUCCAAACGGACAAAAAAUGGAGAUGUUUCGAGGAUUAUCCAAUACUAUGGGGUAAUUCAUUCUUACUUGAAUGCGAGUUUAAAUUUGCGAACUACCAUUAUUCUUCUGAAAUUGUGAAAUCUUCUUGUGAGAUUAUGUCUUCCAUGAAAUGCCCUAAUUACAUCAAUGAUCUUCAAAAUCUGUACAGAAGUGCAAAGUUAUCAGAUAUCACUAUCAUAGUCGGCUCGAAAACCUUCCCCGCACACAAAUUUAUUCUAUGUGCACGAUCCUCGGUAUUUUCGAGAAUGCUGCAAAUUAAAAUGAGUGAAUCCACAAGCAGUACAGUUGUGAUAUCCGAUGUGAAACCUGACAUAAUGGAUGAACUGCUUCUAUUUAUGUAUUCUGAGAAACUGGAAAAACCUUUGGAAGCAACAGCAAUGCAAUUAUACGCAGCAGCUGAUAAAUACGAUAUUCCCGCUCUCAAGGAAAAGUGUUCAUCAUUUCUGAAAUCCAAUUUUCAUGUCAGAAAUGUGUGCAAAGUUCUGCAUUUAGCCGAUAUGCAUUCCGAUUCUGAUUUAUAUAACAGCGCGCUAGUGUUUUUUUCUGCCCAUACUCAGCAAGUUUUCUUAACCGAUGAAUGGAAAGAGAUUUCCAAGGAAAAUUUGUGGUUUAAACAUUUAGAAAAGGUGAUUUUUCUUAAAAGUCAGGAAAAAGAAUCUACAACAAGCUGUAAGGAUAUUAAUUCAACGUAUUAUAAAAUGAGAAUUUGUCGUGCUUCUUUUUGUUAUGAAGAGUUACUCACCGUCUUGUGCGAUUGUGAAAGAAUUGUCAACUCAAGACCACUCACGUACGUAUCUGACGAUAUUGAAGAUCCCUUGCCUUUAACUCCAGAAAAAUUUCUGCAUGAAACUCCACAGUCGGGUGUACCUGAUAUUGACAAUGUGGACAAAGUAAAAUUGAGUAGAAGAGCGAAGUAUCUCCAGAGAAUGAGAGAAUUGUUAAGAAACAAGAAUAUGGCGCAUAGAAUGGAGGUACGGACGGAGAGCAAAUUUGAGUUCAAAUGGCUUAUUGAAAACCUCAGUAUGUGCCAUGAAUCUAAAGAGGAGUAUUUUUACAGCCCGGAAUUUGCCUUGAAUACUUUACCGGGCAUGAAGUGGCGUGUGCAAUUAUAUCCGAAAAAGAGUUUUCAUGAAAAUCACGCAGCCAUUUAUCUUACAAGAAAUAAUUUUUCGCAGACUUGUAAAGUAAUAUUUAGAUUUCAAGUACUAGAUUGCUGCGGCACUUUAAUUUAUAAUUUUAACGAAAGAACUUCUGUUUUUGGAGCGAAAAAUAAGUGGGGUUACGAUCAUUCUAAUGAAAGAUUUCUCUUUAGAACCUUCAAAAAUGACAUUUUAGUCAUAAAAUGUUCUUUGCGACCAGUGUGUGAGCCCAAGAGCAGAAAGAUGCUCCCUGGACUUUCUUACGAAAAUGGACUGUUCUCGGAUGUUGUAUUACGUGCCGGCGAUUCAGCCUUCAAAGUACAUAAGGCUAUUUUGUGGGCGAGGUGGCCCAAAAUGGCGGAAAAACUAGACGCAGAAGAAACUAGCCAACAAGUUUUGGAUAUCGGAUCGAACGUGCUGGAGGUAAUCAUCAGAUACGUUUACGCAGGAAAAAUUGACUUCAGUGAAUACGAUCUGUUUGAAGAAGAACUGUCUGCAGCAGCUUUGAAAUAUGAAAUUCCUAAUUUCCCUCUUGUAGCUAUUGAGGCUCAAACGGUUCGAACCCACAUUAACGUAGAGAAAAUAUUACUUAAGUGGCCGAUAAGGAAUUUCUCCAAGCUGCCGGUUAAUACAGUAUUGCGCAGCCGCGCGUUCAAUUGCCACCUUGUGCGAUCAUGUAGAUGGAACUUAAUAUUCAACAAGUAUAAAGACGAAGAGGGUGGCAGCGUUAUAGUUGAUGUUUCUGUUUGCAGAGUGUAUGAUGAUGAAUACGAACCUGUUUUCCUAAGAACCAAGAUAUCUUACGAUGUUACUCAUUCUCGUGAAACCGAACAUUUGUUUGAAUAUGAUGAUAAGUGGAAAUGUGCACAGUUCUCAAGAAUCUCUGUUAGCGCAGAGGAUAUAUUGGUCUUACAAUGUGAAUUUCAGUUUUCGAGUUGUGUUUAUUCUUCCGAUAUUGUAGAAACUUCCUGUGAAUUUACGCCUAUUUUGAAUUGCCAUUAUUUUAUUAGUGAUCUUCUGAAUCUUUACAAGAGUGGAAAAUUAUCGGAUAUUCGUAUAGUCGUGGGUGAGAAAACAUUCUCAGCACAUAAAUUUGUUUUGUCAGCUCGCUCUCCUGUGUUUUCUAGAAUGUUCGCGAGCGAAAUGAUUGAAUCCAAAAACAGCAUCGUGGAGAUUUCUGACGUAGAUGCCGAUACAAUAGAUAAAAUGCUUUUUUUCAUGUAUUCUGGAGUACUGGAGAAACUACCGGAAGCAACUACGAUGCAACUCUAUACAAUAGCGGACAAGUACGAUAUUCCUGUUCUCACGGAAAUAUGUUCAUCCUUUCUGAAAUCGGACUUUACCAUCAAAAACGUAUGCGAAAUUUUGCAGUUAGCGGGUGUACAUUCUGAUCGGGAUUUGUACAAGAGUGCAUUAGCGUAUUUUACUGCUCACGCAAAGGAAGUUUUCUCAACCGACGAAUGGAAAAAGCUAUCCGAAAUAAACUUUUGGGCCAAACUGUUAGAAAAUGUUGUCACCCAAUCUUGAAGUGUCUCCGUUUAGGUAAAAUUUUCAACAUUAUACGAAUUUUUUUUAGUGUGGAUCUAGAGCUUCUGCGAUUUCCUACCUUGUCUAUCGAGAUUCCAGAAUUAGGAAGUCAAUUAGUUUUGCAUACUUAAUGGCUAAAAAUGAUUGCAGUAUGUUGAAGAGAUCUAAUAUCUGGUUAAACAACACAGCCAGAACAUUUAUUUUAACGAACUAUUUGACGUAACUUGUUUUUCUUUUUCUAUAUGAGAGCUGUGCAGAACCCUUGGUAUUUCAUAAAUCUGUUACGAUUUUAGAUAACCUUUGGAAAAGUACGUACGUUUAUGUUUAUCAGUUCAUUUAUUUAAUAUUGAGAUUUUAUUAAUUCAAGCUAAUUUGGUUUCGUAAUUGAUUUUCUCAUUUGUUGGAAUUAUUUUCCUUUUAGAUAACAUCCAGAAAAUCGUGUAGACUUACGAAUUAAAUAUUCUUUAACCUCCUA